AUGCUGGGGGGCCAGGGGGCGGGGUCCCUGUCCGCCAGGAAUUUAGGCGGCUUCGUGCCCAACAAGAUCUUCGUGGGCGGCGUGCCCAUCACGUGCACGGAGGAGAUCUUCAAGGGCUACUUCGAGCCGUUCGGGGCGAUCAGCAAGGUGGAGCUGCACGCAUUGCGUGGCUUCGGGUACAUCACCUACGAGUCAGUCGAGUCCGUUGACGCCUGCCUCGAGAAGUACGAGGACCACUACCUGUGCAAGAAGUGGGUGGAGGUGAAGAGGUCGAUCCCCAGGGAGCUGAUCGACGCCUACGAGCGCGAGCAGAGGCGCCUCCACGCGGAGCAGCUGCCCGCGGGCGGAGGCGCCGGAGCAGCCGACGCCGCCGCGAAGGGCGACGCUCCCGCGGCAGCGCCGGCG
Messenger RNA from Prorocentrum cordatum, 405 nucleotides. The record is from the annotation of a GenBank genome assembly. NCBI's taxonomy places the organism in Eukaryota, Dinophyceae, Prorocentrales, Prorocentraceae.